AUGGCUCUAGAGACGGUAAUUUUCCAGCAAGACCCGUUUGCCUAUUGCUACGGGGAAUACGGCGGUUAUGGAGAAUUAGAGGCUCCGCAAGAACCGCAUAGGAAUGAAGAAGUGGUAAAUGUUAACUUGCGCGCGAGGAACAAGAGGAGGAGGACAAAGACGAAGGUGAUGAAGAACCAGGAGGAAAUGGAGACCCAAAGGAUGACACACAUAGCGGUCGAGAGGAAUCGGAGGAGGCAGAUGAAUGAAUAUCUCGCCAUCCUCCGCUCCCUUAUGCCCCCAUCCUAUGCUCAAAGGGGAGAUCAAGCAUCAAUCGUUGGGGGCGCCAUAAAUUUUGUGAAGGAACUCGAGCAACUUCUUCAAUUUCUGGAAGUCAAUAACCCGGCCAACCAACACUCCAACGCAUUCUCCGACUUCUUCACCUUCCCACAGUAUUCCCAAUCUCCGGCCAUCGCUGCUGAGCGGCGGCUGGGAAUCGCGGACAUUGAGGUGGCCAUGGCGGAGAGUCACGCAAACAUCAAGAUAUUGACCAAAAGACGGCCCAAACAGCUCCUCAAAUUAGUAGCUCGCUUCCAGUCCAUCGGCCUCACGGUUCUCCACCUUAACAUCACCACCCUUGACCACUCCAUAUUCUACUCCUUCACCGUCAAGAUUGAGGAUGAAUGCGAGAUGACUACAGUGAAUGAGAUAGCCACAACUGUGCAUGACACGGUGCUAAUGAUCGAAGGCCAGUGCGAGGCGUAG
Messenger RNA from Striga hermonthica, 744 nucleotides. NCBI's taxonomy places the organism in Eukaryota, Viridiplantae, Streptophyta, Magnoliopsida, Lamiales, Orobanchaceae. The record is from the annotation of a GenBank genome assembly.